GGUACCGGCUCUCCCAGCGGGAACCUUGGAUUCAGGGGCGAAACUUCUUUCUGGCUGAUUUGCAGUUUGUGUUCCCUGGGCAAAUGUUUGGAGACUGAGCCCAAAUGAAAUUCUAGAAUGAAGGAAAACCUGAGCUCAGUGAAGAACGAGAUGGACUUACAAUCUGGGAGUGGCUUCCCAGAGGCAGAUCCAGAAAUAUUACAGAUAAAGAUAAAGGAGGAAGAGCCGGACUGUGACUAUCAGGACCCAGUGGAAAGCUCAGCAGUUCCACUUACAGAUGCGGGUUCCCUAAAGACCGAGGAUAAAGUGAAAUCAGAGGAUGAGGAGUCGGACACGGAGGAUCAUGUGACUGUACUGAAGAGAGAGAUGGAUUCUGUUCCUGGGGCCGAGAAUUGCAUCCGUAAUGGAAAUAAUAGUGACCCUGAGGCUCCCAGACUUUGGCACCGGGACCAGAGCCCACCAAGGCAAGGAACAAGUGAUUGCUCCGAUGCACUGAAAGCAGCCAAUGGGCAGACAGAAGAUGCUGGAGUAUUGCCGGGGUCGACACAAGAGAAAACGCCUAGUGACUUGGAGUGUGAAUCCGGCACAAAUUAUGAGAAUUACUCUGCAGGUUCUGAAGCGUCGGGUUUUAUUUGCAAUAAAUGUGGAGAAAACUUUGCUGUGAAGAGAGAUUUCCUCACUCACAUGUGUACCGAGAAUGGGAGAAAUAACGGUUCAGAUAAGGAAUGUGUAGAAACAGAAAGGAUUGUGGGACAGCAGUUGGGCCGUACAAGGGAGAAACCAUUCAAAUGUACAGAUUGUGGGAGGAGUUUUUCUCACAAAAGGACACUGACCGCCCACCAGAGAAAUCACUCGGGAGAGAGACGAUUCAAAUGUACAGAAUGUGGGAAAAGCUUCUUCCACAAAAGCAACCUCGUCAACCACCAGAUCAUUCACACAGGCAAGAAACAUUUCACCUGUACGGAAUGUGGCAAAUGGUUCUCUCACAAAAGGACUCUCUACACCCACCAGAAAAAUCACAGCGCAGAAAGGCGCUUCAAAUGCCCCGAGUGCGGCAAGAGUUUCUUCUAUAAGAGCAACCUCCGCAGCCACCAGAAGCUGCACACGGGGGAGAAACCGUUCUCUUGCGGGGAAUGUGGCAAAUGCUUCUCUCAGAAAGGCACCCUGCAAAGGCACGAGCAGAUUCACACGGGGGUAAAACCAUUCACGUGCACAGACUGCGGGAAGAGUUUCUACGAUAAGCACAACCUCUGGAAACACCAGAAUAUUCACACAGAAAAUAAAGCCUUUGCGUGUACAGAACCGGGCUUCAUCUGCUGUACCUGUGGGCAAAGCUUCUCUUUCGAUAGCGACCUUCUCAGUCAUCACUGUACCCAGUCUGGUAAUUAUCACGUUUGUAACUCGUCCGCAGUGGAGAAUGGAGACGGCAAGCAGUACAGCCAUAAAUCUAACCUUCACAGGCCUCGCUUGGUUAAACCACAGAAAGAAAUGUUCCCAUGUACAGAAUGUGGCAAAAGCUUUUCUGGAAAAAGCAGCCUCCAUGCUCAUCAGAGAAUCCACACUGGGGAGAAACCCUACACCUGCUCAGACUGUGGGAAAAGCUUCUCUCAGAGUUGUCACCUUCGAAGGCACCAGAACAUUCACACAGGAGAAAAGCCUUUCAAAUGCGUGGAAUGUGGGAAAAGCUUCAACGUGCAGAGCAACCUGCAAAGCCACAAGAAAAUCCACUUGGGGGUAAAACCCUAUGCAUGCAUGGAAUGUGGGAAAGUGUUUUCCCUAAAAGGUAAUCUCAACAAACACCAGAGAAUCCACACAGGGGAAAAGCCAUUUACAUGCGCAGCCUGUGGGAAAAGCUUCUUUAAAAAGAUCUGCCUUCUCAAUCACCAGAAAACUCACACCGGGGAGAAACCAUUCACCUGCACUGAAUGUGGCAAACGGUUCUCUCAGAAGAGCAGCCUUCAGAAACACCAGAACAGCCACAGAGAGGGGAAUUUCCCCCCGUGAAUAUUCAUUGUAUCCACAGCCCUGCACUGAUACCAGGAAUCAUUGUGUCUGGAGCAAAGGAAAGCUGGCAGAUUGGGAACCUUCACUGAGCGCUGGGAGAAAGGAUAUAGACUUGUGUCGAAGAGAAGAAGAACAUGUUGAGCCAUUGCACUACCAAUUUAAUGGGGUUCACUUUUGGUAUGUGACAGAAUUGCCUAUUCUUAGAAAACUUUUCAAUUGGUCUUAGUUUUUGAAUGAUUUGCCUUCAUCUUCGGACUCUUUGCAGCUUUCAAAUGGGGGUCACUGACCCCGGCAGCCAAAAAUCUGUUGCUCUGUAAAGCUACAAUUUUAUUGUUAUUGUUACUUAUCUUUCUAUUUAUUUCCUCUUCUAUUUAUAUACCUGUCUGUUUGCUAGGUUAAAUUGGACCCUAGCAACCAGAUAGCUGCAGAACAAAAGGCUAAAUAAUUAUAAUACAAAAAUGAAGACCAAUUGCAAAUUGCCCCAGAAUAGUCCUACAUCAUACUAAAAGUUCAUUUAAAGGUGAACAUCCCCUUAAACAAAUGCUCUCGGUGAUAUAUUACAGAAGUGUGUAUUUACCUUGCCAUGGCGGCUUUACUGCACAGUAGGAUAACGCAAACAUAGACUUUGGCUCUUUUUAGCUGCAAAUUCCAUAUCUGACCAGUAGAUGGAGCCGCUGAUGGCUUUAGGAAUUAAGUCAAAGUGCACUUAUUUUGGAAAUACUAACUUUUUUUAUAAUGGCUAUCAUAAUAUUAAACAUUCCUCCAAACUGUGA
Molecule: messenger RNA, 2777 nt
Organism: Xenopus tropicalis (tropical clawed frog)
Lineage: Eukaryota; Metazoa; Chordata; Amphibia; Anura; Pipidae
Product: gastrula zinc finger protein XlCGF26.1-like
Exons: 5
Coding region: 118-2004 (628 amino acids)
Source: RefSeq, a predicted model, not a curated record